AUGUCCAUUACAGUCGCUAAGAAAAAACGUGGUGCACGCGAAGAUAGAAUCACUAUUGCCGUUUCAGCUUCUGAGCGUUGGAUUGGCAACGCUAUAGCUUGCGGUCUCAUGUGCGAACGUCGUUCUCGUUAUCACGAUGAAGAAUGCCAUAUAAUUGCUCUCACUCGUAAUCCUGAUAGUCGCCACAUUCGAAAUUUGGAGAGAUACGGCGCCGAAAUACGUGAGACAGAUUUCGACAGUAAAGAAACGCUCCACGAAGCUCUUUGUGGCGUAGAUUGGCUAGUCUUCGUUGCUGAAAGCAAUAAGGAUCGUAUCAAAGAAGGGAAAAGGAUGGCGAAGGCUGCUAAAAGACAAGAUGUGGGCGGAGUUAUAGUUUUCUCGCUACUCGGUACGGAUGAAGAAAUGACAUAUACUCAGCGGGAAUCUCAUAAAAUGGAAAAAAUAUGGAGGAAGAAAAUGCGAAAUUGUGUAAUCUUAAGAGUUGGUCUUCUUCAAGAAACCUUGUUGCUUUGGAGUAGAAUGAUCAAACAAGAAAGCAUGUUAAGCAUGAUGCUCGAUGAGCGUCGCGAUAAAUCAGUCCCAGUGAACUUCAAUGACGUGAUUGAAGCGAUCCUUCACUUUGUCAACGACGAUGAAAUGGAUAAAAGACACAGACGGUAUGACUUAACUGGGCCUGAUGCUAUCACUCCAGGCGCUAUCACCGACAUGCUUAGCUCUGCACUCCGUAGAGACAUCGAAUACGAGCAAAUUAGUCGCGGAGAGCUCGAAGAUUAUUUUAGAAGCCUCGAUGAGCGCGAUCAAGACGUCGAUGAACUUGAAGUUAAUCGCCGCCGUGGUGAUGAUCAUUAUCGAGGUGAUAAUUGGGAAUACUUAAAUCCGUGUUCAUUCUUACCCAUGAGAGAAAUUGAAAUUGAAAUUGUCUGCGAUAUCUUAGAAUUUUCAAUGAAAGCAAAUAUGUCGCGCUAUUUAUCUAACGAUCUUCAAAAGCUUAUUCAUCAAGACCCAAUUUCGAUGUACGAAUUCAUUGAAGAAAAUACGAAAGAAUUCAUGCGAAGAGAUCAUCGCCGUCAUCGGAUUCGAAACAUUGAAAAUAAUCCUCAUGAUAUCAAAAAAACCAGAUGCACCGGUAAACCUUUAUGUCAACGAUGCAAGAAGUUCGAUCUUGAAUGCGUUUUCAUUCCGCCUACUAAGAAUCGUGGACCCCCAAAGCUCCUGAAUAACACUGUCGAAAAUAACAGAAGAAUGCGACCUUAUAAGAUUGAGAAACCUUUCACCACCCUGCCAAAGAUCAAUUCGUUAAAAUCUGGUCAACAAAAUUCGGAUCUAUUCUAUUCAUCGAUUCUCUAUAUUAACGAGCAAUUCAUCAAUAACAAUAACCGAGUUGAUUGUUCCCAAAAUUGCUCUUGUCAGAAAAUAGAAAACGCAUUCAAUAAUUGUCGCAUGAUUGAUAUGAAAUUGGAUUUACCACCCUUGAUGACGAAUCAAUCAUUCUUUGAUUAUUCCCCAGCGCCAACAUAUGAAGCUCGACAUCGCUCCAAUGUCAAAUUGCCCUCGAUAAGACAUUUAGAUUCUCCGAUCUUUAAUAAUUUUUCAGAAAUUGAUGAUGCUUCCUUUAUGCACCCUCGACCACAAACAGCAAAUAAUCCAAAAGAAUCAUUUCCAUGUCGAUAUAAAGAAUCUUCAAAUGUGGAAUUUGAAAACUACACGCAGUUUGAGCCAUCACCCAGCUCAAACAUGUGCUCUCCUUCCUUCACCUCGUCCAAAAAUUAUCAAAAUAAAUCAUCUCCUAAUUUCUCAACAUCCUCGAACAUCUUGAUUGUUCCUCUCCCUAUUCGUCCGAAACCCCGAGAAAUCGAUCAAAGAUGGGGUUUAAAAAAAUACUUUUAA
Molecule: messenger RNA, 1887 nt
Organism: Ambispora leptoticha
Lineage: Eukaryota; Fungi; Glomeromycota; Glomeromycetes; Archaeosporales; Ambisporaceae
Source: the annotation of a GenBank genome assembly